This is a messenger RNA of Eruca vesicaria subsp. sativa (arugula), 543 nucleotides long. Lineage: Eukaryota; Viridiplantae; Streptophyta; Magnoliopsida; Brassicales; Brassicaceae. The record is from the annotation of a GenBank genome assembly.
AUGGACAGGACUGAUCAAAACGUUAUUGACGGCUCAGCCUUAGAGCUUAAUCCAACUGAGAGAACGGUAGAGACCGUCCUGCGAGUCGCAUCAAUGGCUCUAAGUAUUGCGAGUCUCGUGAUCAUGUUCAAAAACUCUAUCUCCAAUGACUUUGGCUCUCUUUCUUACUCAACUCUUGGAGCUUUCAAGUAUUUGGUGACUGCUAAUGGACUUUGUGCUACAUAUUCCCUCCUUUCUGCUAUUUUUGUAAUAAUAAUUCAGUGUCCUAUAAGCAAGCUCAGACUCUGGACAUUGUUCUUGCUUGACCAAGUUGUCACGUAUGCGGUUCUAGCGGCUGGGACCGUAUCUGCGGAGAUGUUAUACUUAGCAUAUAAAGGAAACUUAAACAUCACUUGGAGCUCUGCUUGUGAUUAUUAUGGAGUCUUCUGUCACAAGGCACUAGUCUCAGCUAUAUUAACAUUCCUUGUAUGUAUCCUUUAUGUGUCGCUUUCAUUCAUCUCUUCCUAUAGAAUCUUUAGCAGAUAUGAAGCACCUAAGCAGUGA